CUGGCGCAGGCGCAGACGCGGCCCGGGCGCGCAGCCGGCGUCUGUUGGCGGCGCGUGGGGCCGGCGCGCGGUUGCCGUGGGCAGGACCCGAGUGCAGGCAGCUAGAGCCGGCGCCAUGGUGGAGAAGGAGGAGGCCGGCGGCGGCAUCAGUGAGGAGGAGGCGGCGCAGUAUGACCGGCAGAUCCGUCUGUGGGGAUUGGAGGCCCAGAAACGGCUGCGGGCCUCGCGGGUGCUUCUCGUUGGCAUGAAAGGACUCGGGGCUGAAAUUGCCAAGAAUCUCAUUCUGGCAGGAGUGAAAGGACUGACCAUGUUGGAUCCUGAACAGGUAUCUCCAGAAGAUCCGGGAGCACAGUUCCUGAUCCGUGCUGGGUCUGUGGGCCGAAACAGGGCCGAAGCAUCUUUGGAGCGAGCCCAGAAUCUCAACCCCAUGGUGGAUGUGAAGGUGGACACUGAGAGUGUAGAGAAGAAACCGGAGUCCUUUUUCGCUCAGUUCGAUGCUGUUUGUCUGACUUGCUGCUCCAGGGAUGUCAUAGUUAAAGUUGACCAGAUCUGUCACAAAAAUAGCGUCAAGUUUUUCACAGGAGAUGUUUUUGGCUACCAUGGAUACACCUUUGCCAAUCUUGGAGAACAUGAAUUCGUAGAAGAGAAAACCAAAGUUGCCAAAGUUAGUCAAGGGGUAGAAGAUGGACCUGAUACCAAGAGAGCGAAACUUGAUUCAUCUGAAACAACUAUGGUCAAAAAGGCUUUGCUGGGCCACUUCCAUGAUCGGCCUUUGGAGUGCAAACGUUUCUACAAUGUCCGCACACCUAGGCCUGAAGAGCAGCAGAUGUCUGCCGGUCCGCAAGUGCAGCUGUUGAAGAAGGCGCAGGCCGAGGAAGGCCCGGGCCUGCGGCCAUCCCUGCCCUUGGGAGCCUGGCACGGAGAUGGGUGGUUGAAACCAGUCAGCGGGAAGCUGUGCGGAAUCCCGGCGCUGCUGGCCUUCGCCUCGGGAGUUACGAAGGGCGGCGGCUAG
This is a messenger RNA of Suricata suricatta (meerkat), 1012 nucleotides long. RefSeq names its product SUMO1 activating enzyme subunit 1 (gene SAE1). Gene Ontology annotation, biological process: protein sumoylation. Gene Ontology annotation, cellular component: SUMO activating enzyme complex; cytoplasm. NCBI's taxonomy places the organism in Eukaryota, Metazoa, Chordata, Mammalia, Carnivora, Herpestidae. The transcript has 7 exons. The coding region runs from base 116 to 1012 and encodes 298 amino acids. The record is from RefSeq and is a predicted model, not a curated record. Gene Ontology annotation, molecular function: SUMO activating enzyme activity.